This is a messenger RNA of Oryzias melastigma (Indian medaka), 1313 nucleotides long. RefSeq lists its product as uncharacterized. The record is from RefSeq and is a predicted model, not a curated record. The transcript has 5 exons. NCBI's taxonomy places the organism in Eukaryota, Metazoa, Chordata, Actinopteri, Beloniformes, Adrianichthyidae. Bases 453 to 1028 code for a protein of 191 amino acids.
GUACUUGUGUUAUUGGAGUUGGUUGCUCAAACUGAAAGAGUGUGAGUGUGUCAGUCAUAUGGAGACAAGUGAAAAAAAUGCUUCCAUUUUAUUUUUUCGACGCUAACCAACUUAUAGCAAAUAUUUACGUUUUAUUUUGAUUCCCAACUGAAGGUAACAUUUCCGAGGUGCAGUGAACGUUGCAUGUGCCGACAGUCAGAGGACUUUAAUUUCAAAAACUGUGGUGUCUUUCAGUCUUUCAGUCAUCACCCAUUUCCCUAACAGGACGGUAACAUUUUUGUUUGUCACGAGACACUCGAGGAGGAGCUCUGCACCUGACGGAAACCACGGCUCCGAGUGCGCAUGCGCCCGGGGUUUCCCUCGUGGGUCGUUUAUAGAGAAGUAUAUAUACAGUCGGUGCUCAAACUGCUCAUUAAAGGGGAGGGAAGAGGCGCGAGCUCAGCAGUCGGGUGAUGGACACCUCAGACGCUCUGUCAACCAUGAAGAAGUUUCUCAUCACUCAGGUGGUUCCACCCAGAGCUUCGGCAGUGCAGAAGGUUGUGGCUCGGAUGCAGACCUUUGCCCAGAGGACCUGCCAGCUCUUCUGCCUGCCCCUUCAGCCUCUGCCCUGUGGAAACAUCUCAUGCUGCUCAGCUCAAACCCAUCAGCUGGAACCAGGGGUAAAGAAACAAGACCACUCCCAGUCAGUUCAGAGUGUCCCACCCACCAUCCUGAUAGUCAACAUCAGCAACUCCACCCUCAUCGACUGCGUCAUUGGGGAUUCCUGUCCGUCUGCAGCGGCAGAGCGCCAGCCUCUGAUGCAGGAGGCGGAGCUCCAAAAGCAUGCUCAGCUGAAGUGCAGCUGCAGACAGAAAGAGCAAGUCGAAACACAGAGCCUUCCUCCUCCUCCUCCUCCUCCUCCUCCGGCCUGUGCUUCUGCAUCACCACAAGAGCAGCUCAACAUCAGCAUCGAAAGCUCACACCUCAACUGUGUCAUCAUCGGAGACAACAACCACAUGCACAUUGAAACGAGCCCAGCUUCAGACUGAGACGAGACCAGCUUCAGACUGAAACGAGCUUCAGACUGAAACGAGCUUCAAACUAAGACGAGUCCAGCUUCAAACUGAAACAAGUUUCAGACUGAAACGAGCUUCAAACUGAGACGAGUCCAGCUUCAGACUGAAACGAGCUUCAGACUGAAACGAGUCCAGCUUCAAACUGAAACGAGCUUCAGACUGAAACAAGCUUCAAACUAAGACGAGUCCAGCUUCAGACUGAAACAGCUUCAGACUGAAACGACCUUCAAACUAAGACGAGUCCAGCUUCAGACUGAA